Molecule: messenger RNA, 1665 nt
Organism: Seminavis robusta
Lineage: Eukaryota; Bacillariophyta; Bacillariophyceae; Naviculales; Naviculaceae
Source: the annotation of a GenBank genome assembly
UCUUCCAGUCAAGCUUUUCUGGAGUGAUGACCUCCCUCCCAACACUAAACACAGAACCCACAGCCCACAAAAAGAGAGAUUGGAUCAACCAAAGAGAGGUACUAUCAUCAGACAGAGACAUCCAUCAAAUCCAAAUAAAAGAAAGAGUGAGUAGACCAUGACAUCGAUUCCGCUGGAACCGGAAUACCAAGAACAACUCUUGGCAGUGGUGCCCAAGUUUAGUGCAGCGUUGGGAUUACCCUCGUGCAUUCUGCUCAUGGCCGAAGUCUUUUUGGCACAUGGCUUGCACAAUCCGGCGCUGUCCAAGGGCGGGAAUCCUAUAUUGCGUUCGUUGGCGUUUGUGGCAUUCUUUCAAGCACUCGAUGCGCUGGGAUGGUUUUUGAGUACCUGGGCGGUACCCGCGGGUGACUUUGCCUACUCGACUGGGAAUAUACAGACAUGUGACUUUCAAGGAUUCCUGUUGCAAGUGGUGAUUGGCGCGCCGUUGUUUAGUUGUGCCAUGGCGUGGUACUUUUGGUUGAUUGUGGCACGAGGCAAGACGUCCCAAGAGUUGUUGGUGUACGAACGAUGGAUUUCUCCCAUUAUCGUUCUGUAUGCAUUUGGAUCGUCCUUUUUCUUGUUGGGCAAGAAAAUGUACAAUCACAUUGGAGCCGUCUGUUGGAUACAGGGAUCUCCGCCGGGGUGUGGCAAUAGCUCGUAUCGCGGAGGAGGCGAACCCUGCGAACGAGGCGACUGGGCGUGGCUCUACGGGAUGGUCAUGUUCUAUAUUCCUCUUUGGAUCUGUAUUCUACUCAUUGUCAUUUUCAAUAUCUCCAACUACGUGAAACUACGAAGAGACGGAGACUCUGGAGAAGCACGGUGGUUUGCUGCACAAUCGGGUCUCUACGCACUUGCCUUUGUCGUCACAUGGGCACCCUCCACGACCUGGUCCGGGUUGCAUUGGAAAGUCGACGGGGGAUCUUUUAUCGUGGACAUUUUGGCUGCGUGGUUUGAACCCCUCGGUGGCUUUUGGAACUUGCUCAUCUUUCUCCGCAAUCGACCGGCAUCGCGACGACGAGUCAUGCGACUCGUUUGUUGCGAAUGCUGUGAACCAAACGACGAAGAUCACGAUGCCAUCGAUGCCGAUGGACCACCUCCCAAGGAAGUACCACCUCCGCUCCCCAAGCAUUUCCGACGAAAACCCGGCAGUAGUGCGGGUGGUGGUGCUAGUGCGCAGAAUCGAUCGGUCGAUGGUUUUGAAGAUGAACAAGAAGAAGAACAACGCCACACGUCGGCACGACGAAACCGUCAACGACGACCCAGUGAUACCCACGAUGAAUCGGCGUCGAUGCUGGAACAAUCGCCGGAUGCGUAAGCAAAAGCAAGAUUUUCCUGUAUCAAUAAUAGAUACCGAUCAGAACGCCAACGACCUCCAAGGCGCGAACAUGGGAACGACUGGAAGGAUCCACUGUUUCAUUCAUAGCUACCGUACCGUACCAAACCGUACGGUACACGAGCUAAUCAAUCAUUGGCUAGCUGCAUACCGAGGACGUGCCUCCGAGGCGCUAUUACAGUACCGCACCGUACCGGUACCAGGGCGGGCAUUGCUGGACAGGAAUUGCAACGCAAUCCUACAGGCUACUGGGGCAAACUUUUAUAAUUCGAAUAAUACAGUUCAUUUAUUUC